Molecule: messenger RNA, 1934 nt
Organism: Rana temporaria (common frog)
Lineage: Eukaryota; Metazoa; Chordata; Amphibia; Anura; Ranidae
Gene: FANCE
Product: FA complementation group E
Exons: 11
Coding region: 153-1589 (478 amino acids)
Biological process (GO): interstrand cross-link repair
Cellular component (GO): Fanconi anaemia nuclear complex
Source: RefSeq, a predicted model, not a curated record
AAGUGGCUGUGCGAGUAUUAGUGUUGCACAGACCGGAAGUGGUGCUGUUGUGCAGGACAGGAAGCCAGACUAAACAGGAUGUCUGGAGGACUGGAGCUAAGGCAGCAACAUGCAGUAAAGGUACCAUCUAGGUUGCCUGCUUAUAGUUGUUAAUGGCAGGAACCUCCCUCCAUGACCCUGAGAGAGCUGUUGUUCUCUUACUACAGGCUCUGAGCAAUGACCAAAAUGGCUUUUUGGCAGCUCAUAGGGUUCUGCAGUGCUUUCCUGGACCUUUUCCCUGGAUAAGUACAAUGGAGAAUUUGUGCAUGAAAGUGCCCACGGUGGAUGAAUCAACUGGAGAAAUGAUAAUAAAACCAAAGCUUGCCUUGCUUCCUCUGCAAACACAAAGGAACUUAUUUAGGCUACUGGACCUUAUGUAUUCUCGGCUGCCUGCUCCAGCCAUCCAGCUUUGGUUGCAGACCAUCAGUGUGGAAAAUGACUUCUCAGACGCCUGGUUGCUUUACAUGAGGCAACAUUUUCUGACAGGUAGCAGCAUUCAGACUCCUUUACAAAGUCCUGAGGUGGCACAAAGUCUGUAUAUUCUCUGCAAGCAGCUAAAUCAGACACCACAUGGGCAUUUUAAAUUGGGCUGGUAUAAAAAUCGUUUUGUCUCCAUGGAAGAUGAGCAGACUAUGGAUUUUGAGAGCGGACCACAGAUAGAAGACAAAGAAACCUAUCGUGUAAAUGAUGACACAAACAAAUUGUUUAUGGACUCGCAGCCACUGAGCUCUCUGCAAGAAUCUCAUACAGAAGCCCCAGAAGAGAUGGCAGUUUUACCUGCAUCUAUUGAGGCUCAUGUCCCCAAGCUCAAGCAGUUCCUUUACCUCAACAUGGAGUCUGAGUCACUGGACCAUGAAUUUCUAGCAGAGCUGAACAAACUAUUUGAUUUGUGUAGCCCGUUACAGCUGGAAACUCUCUUCUCUAAUGUGGGCAUUGUACAACUCUCCCUAAAGUGCCUAUUUCAGCUCUGUGUUCACCUUGAUACAGUAUCACCGGACAUUAGUUAUGCCCAUGCCAAGUCACUAGCCAAAAGCCUCUUCCUGGAUAGGGUGCUCUCGCUCACUUCACCAGCAUCUCGUACGCUCACUGCAGCACUUUCUAUGUUUUGCAACAAGUAUGCCUAUUCUGCCUGCAGUAGUCUUAUUGGCCCUAUAUUAAUUCAAGCAGAACCAGGCACUGUGUAUGCUGAUUUUCUUUGUCGAAUGGUUUCUGAAUGUGUUCAGCCACAUCAGCUGCAUCUGUGUUUUAGUCCGAUUCUUGAUUCAUCAUGUACUGAAGUUGCUAUCAUUAUCCUGCACUUAUUGAUUGACAAAAAGGAUAAAUUCUGUCAGUCAGAGUUUGACCCAUUAUUAAACUAUCUAUGUGAAGCUGCUGAGAAGUUUUCAAAGUCUGUGACUUUUUCCAAAUUGUUAUUGGUUCUCCUGACUAGCAAACCUAACCUGAUUCAGUUGGCUCAUCUUGGACCUUUAACUAGUGCACUUAACUCUAACCAGACAUUCAUGAAGAAGUCCCUGCAAAAUGCGCUAAGAAAAGUAGCAGAACAAAAAUAAUAUUCCUGGCUUUAAAGUAUGUAUUACACACAUGACAGAAUGGUGAAAGCUGAACAAUUUCUAAAUAUAUUAUCCGAAAAUGGACAACUGGACUCUGGUUGAUGUGGACAACAUCUAUGCCUUAAGGCGUGUUUUAGUUGUGUGAUGUACAACGUUAUCAACUAGUUAUCUUCUGUAGGAAGACUUCUCCCCCCCCCCCCCUUUUUUUUUUUUUUAAAGCAGAACAUGGCAUUGUAAGUUUAAAAAAAUAGAACUACAACCGUGGAUUUAGAGGUUGAUUUGGAUGUAUUUUGUCCUGUUUGCUUUUUGUAUGAUAUAAGUACAAAAUAAACUUUGGUUAAUUUA